GUUGCGGUCAGGAUGCAGCUCUCCGUGGUGUUUGCCACCGUGCUUCUGCUCCUCCACAGUGCUGGUGCCUUUUCCUCCAAUGACACGAUUUACCUGCUGACUGCCAAUUCCCAGCCUGUAGGGGGCAGUACUGAGACACUGUGUGUCCAUGUCCACACCUCCCAAAAAACCUUAUUGUUACAUGUGACUCUGGAACACGGGCAAACCAGCAAGACUCUUCUGAGCCAGACUGUUGUAAGACAAGACCACUACCAGUGUGUUUCCUUUAAGGUUCCUGCUGUAAGCAUAGAUACAGAAGCAUCCAUUGUCUUUGAGGUAAAAGGGAAAACUACAUUCCUAAAUGGGACAACAAAGAUCCUCAUAAAACCUCCUGCUCAGCUGACCAUCAUUGCAACAGACAAACCCUUGUACAAACCAGGACAGACAGUGAAAAUCCGCAUAGUGUCUCUGGAUUCCAACUUCCUCACCUACAAUGGGAUGUUCUCAACAGUGGAGCUGCAGGACCCCAACUCCAACCGUAUUGGUCAGUGGCUGAACAUGUCCACAUCCAGCGGCUUCCUGGAUCUGUCGUAUCCCGUAAGCCCCGAGGCUGCAGAGGGAUCCUAUGUCAUCACUGCCUGGAAUGAGGGGAAUGAACCAAUCACGCAAGACUUUGAAAUCAAGAAAUAUGUGCUGCCAAAGUUUGAAGUGACCGUUGAGCUUCCUCCAGUCAUAACCAUUCUGGACUCAACGGUCACACUUAAAGUGUGUGCAAAGUAUACUUAUGGGAAACCAGUGAUGGGGUCUGCGACUGCCGUGGUCUGCCGCAGAAGUUACAGAUACUGGUGGUUUGCGCCAGGAAGUGCACAACUUUCAGACAUCUGUAGAACUUUUACCAUGAUGACUGGCAGGACGGGCUGUGGGUCCUACAUCAUUGACCUGAGCGACUUUGCACUGAAUGAUACACAAUAUGAAGACCUUAUUAGUGUUGAUGCUGAACUGGAGGAAAAUGGGACAGGAGUGGUCCUGUCGGGGUCUGGAAGCUCUACUGUUACAAGUGACAUCGUCACUCUCACCUUUGUGGACACUCCGGACACGUUCAGGCUUGGGUUGACCUACAAAGGAAAGAUUAAAGCCACUGGCCCAGACUCUACUCCAGUGAAGAAUGAAUCGGUGUAUCUCGUUGUAAAGUAUGCUGGAAACAAAAACAAAACCUGGAAGUUGGUUACCGAUGGCAACGGUGUUGCCCCCUUCUCCUUAGACACACGUUCCUGGGGUUCACAGUCCGUCUCCUUAGAGGCCCAAUAUCUUGAGGAAAAGAAACCACUUGGAAAUAUGACCAACAUUAGAACACCAAACUACCUCUUUGCUUACCUGUUGGUUCAGCCCUUCUACUCCCAAAGCAGAAGUUUCCUGGCACUGCAGCGCCCACUGGGGGUGUUCAGGUGUAAUAGAAACGCUACAGCGCUGGUUCAGUACAUCAUACAGGGCAAUGCACUGCAACCAACCCAACUCUCCCUAGAUUUCUUCUACAGGGUGAUGUCCCGGGGUAGGUCGGUGCAACAGGGAAGUGUCUCUGUGGCUGUGCAGCCAGAGAAAGAGAACCGAGGAGGAGUGGUGGUGCCCCUCCAGGAUGUGCGUGCUCUGUCUCCGCUCGUCCAGGUAGUGGUGUACGCCAUGCUCCCGAGAGGGGAGGUGGUAGCCGACAGCAUGGACUUCCCCGUUGAGCUGUGUCUGGCUAACAAGGUGUCUCUGAAUUUCUCUUCUCCUGUGGAGCUGCCCGGGAGUUCUGUGGAGUUGAUGCUGAAGGCUCACCCAGGCUCGCUGUGCUCCGUGAGGGCCAUCGAUCAGAGCCUGUUGUUGCUCAGCCCGGAGAAGGAGCUCAGCAUUGAAUCUGUCUUCAAGCUGCUCCCUGUCUACGAGUUGUUUGGAUACCCAGAUGGCACUGAAGACUUCUACCCUUGCUCUGAGACGCCACCUAGCCUGCCAAAUCCUCAAACAAAUCCCAGACUCAUUUACUCUGAUCCAUACAAUGGAAAUGUUGAUGUGUACAGCGUCUUCAAAGAUGCUGGAAUCAAGAUCAUUACCAAUGUUGACCUAAAAAAGCCCUUUGACUGCAGUAGUCCACUGCUGUAUUUUGGCCCUGUAAAACUGGCCUUCGCCAAAGAAUACUCUACAGGUUCUGGUCAGACUCCCUCAAACCAAAACCCACCAGCCGCCACGGUCCGCAGAUACUUUCCAGAGACUUGGAUCUGGGACCUUGUUCAUGUGGGCAAGUCUGGGGCUAUUAGGGUCAACAAGACUGUCCCAGACACCAUCACCACGUGGGAGGCAGGGGCGUUCUGUACAUCUCCGGUCGGGUUUGGCGUGGCCCCAAAGGUCAACCUCAGGGCCUUCCAGCCUUUCUUCGUGAGCCUGACCCUGCCCUACUCCAUUGUCCGUGGAGAGGUGUUCACGCUCAAGGCCACAGUCUUCAACUACCUCCCCUCCUGCAUCAUGGUACAGGUGAUGCUGGCAUCCUCAAAGCAGUUCUCAGUCCAACCCUGCAAGAGCUGCAAUUACACACACUGCCUCUGUGCUGAUGACAGCUGGACCUUCACAUGGGUCAUCACGCCCUCCGUGCUAGGUGAGGUGGUUUUCACAGUGACUGCAGAAGCAGUACAGACAUCUGCACUGUGUGGGAAUCGGGUGACCGGUGUGCCGGAGAAAGGACAUAUGGACACGGUGGUUCAGACCCUGCUGGUGGAGGCAGAGGGCACCAAACAAUCCAACGCUUACAAUGAGCUCCUCUGUCCUGCAGGUGUUGUGGAGAGAAAUGUUACACUGAAGUUGCCUAAAGUGAUUGUGCAGGGUUCCCCCACUGCCUUUGUCUCUGUGCUGGGAGAUCUGAUGGGCCAUGCGCUGCAGAACCUGGACAACCUGCUGGCCAUGCCGUACGGCUGUGGUGAACAGAACAUGCUGCUCUUUGCCCCCGACAUCUUCAUCCUGAGGUACUUGGAGAGCAGCGGCCAGCUGACACCCGCCAUCAGGAGCAAAGCCACCUCCUUCCUGCUGAGUGGCUACCAGAGAGAGCUGACCUACAAGCAUGAGGAUGGAUCGUACAGUGCCUUUGGGACCUCCGACAACUCGGGCAACACCUGGCUCACUGCGUUCGUGAUGAAGUCUUUCGAAAGCGCAAAGCAAUACAUCUUUAUCGAUCAGACGGUCAUCGAUCAGGCCAAGACUUGGCUGGGCAACAAGCAGCAGCUAAACGGCUGUUUUGCCUCAGUGGGCAACCUCAUCCAUGUGGACAUGCAGGGUGGAGUGAACGAUGAGGUGACCCUCUCGGCGUACGUCACAGCUGCUCUACUGGAGUUGGGCACCCAGAGGACAGACCCCAUGGUUUCCAAGGGUUUGGACUGCCUGAGGAACAUCUCUGCACAGGUGAACUCCACCUAUGCCAUCGCCCUCCUCUCCUACACCUUCACACUAGCUGGAGACCAGGUGAUGAGAGGAACCCUGCUCUCCCGCCUGAACCAGCGAGCCGUAGUGACAGUGGAUGGGCGGCACUGGGGCAGUGGACGUGUUGGGACGGUGACGGACUCUCUGGACGUGGAGACGACCUCCUACGUGCUCUUGGCUGUGCUCUCUGGACCCCUGCUGCCCCAGUUUGAGCUGGGCUACAGUGCCAGCAUCGUCCGCUGGCUGGGCCAGCAGCAGAACGCCUUUGGCGGUUUCGCGUCUACGCAGGACACUGUAGUAGCUCUCCAAGCUCUGGCAAUAUACAGCACUGCCACCUACAGUCCGAUGGGUGCCAUUGCAGUUAAUGUGACUUCCCCCUCAGGCGUGAGGAAGAGGUUCACGGUGAACCAGCGCAACAGGCUGCUGUACCAGCAGGCCAAGCUGCAGCAGGUGACUGGGGUCUACAAGGUCAGGGCAUCAGGCCAAGGCUGUGUGUUUGUGCAGUUCACCCAGCACUACAACAUCCCGCCUCCCAAUGACUUCUCCUCCUUCAGUAUCGCGGUCAACACAAGCUCAAACUGCAGUGCCCCAAACCUGUCUGUGGGGGUCACUGUGACUGUCAGGUAUAACGGUAACAGGACUGAGACGGACAUGGUGGUCAUCGAGGUCAAGCUUCUGUCUGGGUUCAGGCUGGUUGAUGGCUCACUGAUGCCAGUAGCUGGCUCUACAGAGGUGAAUGGCACUGUGAAGCGUGUGGAUCAAACGGAGAGAAACGUCGUCAUCUACCUGAAUGGGCUGAAGAAGGGAGAGACCAAGACCUACACUCUGGUUAUCCAGCAGGACAUAGCAGUGCAGAACCUGAAGCCAGCUGUGGUGAAGAUCUACGACUACUACCAGCCCAGUGAUGUGGCCGUUACACAAUACACGUCUCCAUGUAACGAACGGUAGACCACGUGCCCUGCUGCCUGCACUAAUGUUGGCCAUGUUGUACUGCAUUGUACCAGGAGAAUCUGUCAAUUAGAUCUAAUGUUACUAUUCUUCUAGGUGACUGUUGUGUAAUUACUCGGGUAUUUAGCUGUAUUAAAAUUCUCUU
This is a messenger RNA of Electrophorus electricus (electric eel), 4513 nucleotides long. Its product is annotated as alpha-2-macroglobulin-like protein 1. Lineage: Eukaryota; Metazoa; Chordata; Actinopteri; Gymnotiformes; Gymnotidae. Gene Ontology annotation, cellular component: extracellular region. Gene Ontology annotation, molecular function: endopeptidase inhibitor activity. The record is from RefSeq and is a predicted model, not a curated record.